AUGUUUCCCUCAACUUAUUGCUCUUUAGGUUCAUACCCUAGCUAUAAUCCUAAUCCUAAUUCAACUUCAUCUUCUUCUUCACAUUCAUACCCUCCUUUUACUUACCUUACCCCUGAUCAAAAUGCUUCUUCAAACAACAAUACCAACAACAUCAACACUUUUCUUCAUGAUCCAACUAUUUCUGUUCCAUACACACAAACUUCACAUCAUCAUCAACAUCAUCAUGUUCCAAUGAAUCCUGAAACCCUAACAAAUUGGGCUGUUGCUGAUUAUGCUGCAAUGUUGAAACAAGAUCUAAGUGGUUCUUCUUCUCAUUACAACUUCUCGAAUUUGCUUGCGAAGAAGCCGGCGAAGAAACCGGCCAAGAAAGACCGGCACAGCAAGAUUCAUACCUCUCAAGGCUUGAGAGACCGAAGAGUGCGACUCUCGAUCGAGAUAGCACGGAAGUUCUUCGAUCUUCAAGACAUGUUAGGGUUUGACAAAGCUAGCAACACACUUGAGUGGCUUUUCAACAAAUCAAAAGAAGCAAUUGAGGAGUUAACUAGGAGCAAGAACAAUAUAGCUUCCGGUGACGACGAUGUCGAUGAUCACAGCUUCUCUACUUCGUCUUCCGAAGGAGAAGACGAAGCUCGAAAGAUGAAGAGAGCUCAGAAGGAAUCCUCAAAGAUGAAAGACUCAAGAGAAAAAGCAAGAGCAAGAGCAAGAGAAAGAACUAGUGAAAUGAAGAUUCAAGAUUUGAAGGAAAAAUACCCAGAAACCGAUCAUAAUCAACAAAUUCUUCAUCAGUUGAUGCCUAACGACGAAGAAAAUUUAAAAUUAGCUCAAAGAGAUGAUAUCUUUAACUUCAUUGAAGAAUCAAUUGUGAUUAAGAGAAAGUUGAAGAAAUCUUCUUCACAACAUCAUCAUCAACAAAACAUUAGUUUUGAUCACAAUGACUCUCCAAUGAUAACACCAAAUUGGGAUACAAAUAAUAAUAACAAUGCCGCCGCAACCGGAAGAUCCAAUUUUUCUGCAAUAUCAAGAAUGAAUCUCUCAUCAGGGCUUCAAAUCUUUGGAAAAUCAUGGGAGGAAUGCAAUAACAGUCCAAAUAGAUAUUAG
Messenger RNA from Lathyrus sativus (Indian pea), 1098 nucleotides. The record is from the annotation of a GenBank genome assembly. Lineage: Eukaryota; Viridiplantae; Streptophyta; Magnoliopsida; Fabales; Fabaceae.